GGGUAUUUACAACUUGAUAGGUGCUAUGAAUGUUGAUUGUAUUUAGUACUUUUUGUACUACUAGUCAAGAAGAAAUAGUUCCUCAGAUGUUUAGCAUUUAGCUUUAUGUUUAAGAACACUAGCCUGAGAGACCAUAUAGAUCAAAUCCUCCACUUUAUUUGUAUCAUGUUAAAAAAAUCAAAAUCAUAGCAACAAAAAGAAUCCAGAAUGUGAUAAAAUAUUCGUAAAGAUAUUUGUAAAGAAAUACAGUCAUACCUAAAACAAAUGGCAGUCAAUGAAAGAAAGUCUAAAAAGUGGAGGGAAUGGAUAAUAUGAAAUAAAGUAAAAAUAACCCCCAAACAUUUUCACAGGCUACGGGAAUCACAGAAGGGAAAAGAUAUAUGUCUAUAACAGAGUGAGGGUCUCUUUAAAAUAGAAGGACAAGAAUUUUAAAGAAAAGAUCAAAACGGGUGAAUUUUAAAUAUUGUACCCAUUAAGCAGUCAGUAUUAAACAAAAGCAUUGUUGAAAUAAAUGUUUUAAGAUCAAAGGGUGUAAAUUUCCGUACGAUUCGUUUAAAGAAAAAAGCUACCUCAGUCUUUGUUUAAAUGUUGCUGCCUGACAAGGAUUUUGUGAUUAAUUUUCUCUCAGGUUGAGGAAACAAGAAUUGAACAAAAUCAUUUGGAUGUGGGGUCUGGAAGAUAUAUGUAAUUUUCAACGUAUGUUACUCAUUGGACGAACAUGGGUUAAGGAAAGCCAGUAAAAUCAGAGAAUGUUGUCUUAUGGUAAGUCUUGACUUUUGGUUUGUAAGAAAACUUGCAUAUACAGUUAACUAACUUUCUGGAAUUAAAGGAGAAUAAAAGACACAUAACGUUAACCUAUGUGGACUCCUCCCCCUACCUUCCUUUUCUCUUUCUGUGCAGUUAGCUUCCCACGCUCGUGUCAGCUCUUGGGUUUCUCAGAGCAGUGUUUUCUCAGAGGGGCCUUGCAACGCUACUGUUGUACCCCGAGUUCCAGCCGGGUUCCCCGCUCCAGGAGCCCCAAACCCAGGCUCCGGCCAGCUCCUGCACCGAAAGCACCGCUGGCUUACGGGGCGUGGGAACCGGAGGCGCGGGCUCCCCUCCCGGCUGGGCGGAGCCGGGCCGGUUGGGGUAAAGGGGCCAGGGCCGCUCCGCAGGGCCUCAGGCGGGGGUGGGCGCUGCUGCGCUGCACGCGCAGUCAGGAACGCAGUCACAUCGCUCCCGGGCCGCGAGGGGACGACCGGGGGUCCACGCGGGGCCAGCAUCGGGGCGCGCCGGCACGCCCAGGAGCCUCGCCCCGCCCCGCCAUUCCCGCAGGUGGCCGAACCAGCCAGACCAGCCGAGCGCGCCCCUGCUCCCGGCAGCAGCAGGUGGCCCCGGACUUCCCGCUUCGCCGCAGCAGGGCGGGCAGCGCGCCCCGUCGCGCCCCAGAGCACCCCCAGCUACCCGCGCCCGGCGGCAUGGAGGCGGACGGGGUCCGGGAGGAGCUGGCCCGGCUGCGCUCGGUCUUCGCUGCCUGCGACGCGAACCGCUCGGGGCGCCUGGAGCGCGAGGAGUUCGGGGCGCUGUGCGCGGAGCUGCGCGUGCGGCCGGCCGACGCCGAGGCCGUUUUCGAGCGGCUGGACACCGACCGCGACGGCGCCAUCACUUUCCAGGAGUUCGCGCGCGGCUUCCGCGGGUUCCGCCGCGGGGGGCGGCACCGGGCCUGGGGGCUGCGGGAGCCCGCGCCGGCCGGGGCCCAGGCGGGGCUGGAUUCCGGGGACAGCGAGGAGAGCGAGGGCGAUGAGGACGCCACGGCGGCGCUGGCAGCACCCUGGGACCCGGCGAGCCCUGGCCGGGCUUGGCAGGACUUCCAGGCGCGACUCGGGGACGAGGCCAAGUUCAUCCCCAGAAAAGAGCAAGUUGGUACCUUGUAUCAAAACAUCAACCUUGUGGAGCCCAGACUAAUUCAGCCCUAUGAACAUGUUAUAAAGAACUUCAUCCGUGAGAUCAAACUUCAAAGCACAGAAAUGGAAAACCUGGCCAUUGCAGUAAAAAGAGCCCAGGACAAGGCAGCCAUGCAGCUGAGUGAGCUGGAGGAGGAAAUGGACCAGAGGAUUCAGGCCGCGGAGCACAAGACACGGAAGGACGAAAAACGCAAAGCUGAGGAAGCUCUCAGUGACCUCAGACGUCAGUAUGAAACAGAAGUAGGAGAUCUACAAGUGACAAUAAAGAAGCUCAAAAAGCUAGAAGAACAGUCAAAACAUAUUAGUCAAAAAGAAGAUGUGGCUGCAUUAAAACAACAAAUUUAUGAUUUAUCAAUGGAGAAUCAGAAAGUUAAGAAAGAUCUCUUAGAAGCACAGACGAACAUAGCCUUUCUUCAGAGUGAAUUAGAUACUUUAAAAAGUGAUUAUGCUGAUCAGAGUCUGAAUUCUGAAAGGGACCUGGAAAUAAUCCGAGAGUACACAGAAGACCGAAAUAGUCUUGAGAGGCAAAUUGAAAUACUCCAAACAGCUAACCGGAAGCUGCAUGACAGUAACGAUGGCCUACGCAGUGCCCUUGAAAACAGUUACAGCAAGUUCAACAGAUCCUUGCGCAUGAAUAAUAUAUCACCAGGGAAUACAAUUUCUAGAAGCAGUCCCAAAUUUAAUAGUCAUUCUCCUCAGCCUCUGGGCUAUGACAGGUCAUCCCGCUCUUCCUAUGUAGACGAGGACUGUGACUCCUUGGCCCUCUGUGAUCCUAUGCAGAGGAUGAAUUGUGAAGUUGACAGCCUGCCCGAGAGCUGCUUCGACAGUGGCCUGUCUACCCUGAGAGAUUCCAACGAGUACGACUCGGAGGUGGAAUACAAGCACCAGAGAGGAUUUCGGAGGUCGCAGGGCACUCAGGAGAGCUUCGGGGGUGAUGCAUCCGACACAGAUGUUCCUGAUAUAAGGGAUGAAGAGACCUAUGGUGCAGAGGGUGUGGCUUCCGUCUUAGACUGGAAGCCCCAGGGACCUGCUGGUGAGGGCAGCGUUUCUGGCUCUUCACGGAAGCCCAUCUCAGCCCUUUUGCCUCAGAUGGACACUGGGGAUGAUAGCCAUAAGUCUGCCAGCUCACAGAAGGCUUACAAGAUUGUGCUUGCCGGAGACGCUGCAGUGGGGAAGUCUAGUUUCCUCAUGAGACUUUGCAAGAAUGAAUUUCGAGGAAAUACAAGUGCCACCCUGGGUGUUGAUUUUCAAAUGAAAACUCUCAUUGUGGAUGGAGAGCGAACAGUUCUGCAGCUCUGGGACACGGCUGGCCAGGAGAGAUUCAGAAGUAUUGCCAAGUCUUACUUCAGGAGGGCGGAUGGCGUCUUGCUGCUCUAUGAUGUUACAUGCGAGAAAAGCUUCCUUAAUGUACGGGAAUGGGUAGAUAUGAUUGAGGAUGCAAUCCAGGAGAGUAUUCCAAUCAUGUUGGUGGGAAACAAGGCAGAUCUUCGUGACACUGCUGCAGCAGAGGGACAGAAAUGUGUCCCAGGCUACUUUGGAGAAAAACUGGCCAUGACAUAUGGGGCGUUAUUCUGUGAAACCAGUGCCAAAGAUGGUUCGAAUAUAGUGGAAGCUGUUCUCCAUCUUGCCCGGGAAGUGAAAAAAAGAACUGAUGAAGAUGACAGCAAAUCUGUUACCAAUCUGACUGGGACCAGCUCCAAAAAGUCAGCGCAGAUGAAGAACUGUUGCAAUAGUUAAAUCCCAAACACCCUUGGCCUGGGAGGUCUUCAUUUCCGGAGUCCUGAAUCCGUGUGACUUGCUGGCUUCUUCUAUGGAGUGGCGCAUCCUAAAGACACUGUCACAUGGAAAGCCACAGUGCAGGAAAGCUGUGCUCUUGGGCCUUCAGGAACCCCAGCUCCUCUGCUCUGUGCCAAUGAAUGAUUUGAACCAUCCAAUUACAUAUGUUUGUCUUGUCCUUAUAGAAUUUCAGAAGAUAAUGUGUAAAUGUUUUUAAAGUGGUAAAAAUUCACAUCCUCAGAUCAAAGCUUUAGGAGAAACUCAUGGACAUACUUAAAUUCAUGUGGCAACUGCCUUUACAGAUCACCUAUGACAACAUAUAUGUCAUAUAUGCAGUACUACAAAGUACUAGGAAAGGGGGGUUAUCGUCCUAGCUCUGCUGUUAACUUGCCCGGGGUCUUGGACAUGUCACCAGCCUAUGUUAGGUCUGUUUCCUCAUCUGUAAAGCAAGCAGCUUGGCCUCUGGGAUCCUGUAGCCCUUUGAGCAACGGGAGGGAGAGAACAGUUAGCACUCUGGUUAGUUGUACUUAUUAAAUAUUGGAGUACUGGUUAUUCUUUCUGAAAGAAGAACAGAAUUUAAUUGAGAAAAAAGGGGUAAUGUUUUAGGCUGCAGUGGAGGCAGAAAUAUCUAUCUUUUUAUGUAUAAAGAAAGAACACGUUUGUGACAAAAACAUUUGUAUAUAGAAGAAGGUAUUUUAUCAUCCCAGGAUACUUACAAAGUCCAUGGUUUAAAUUCAAUGUUACAAUUGGUCAUGAAAAUAUAAAAAGUCACAUCUUACUGGCAGAACAAUGCCCAGGAAAGUUGUCACUCUUCACUUAAAAAGGUGCACCAGCAAGUGGUUGCCAGGGGCUGGGGAAAGGGAGGGACAGGGAGUGACUGCUAAUGGGUGUGUGGUUCCUUUGGGGUUUGAGGAGAAUGUUCUGGAAUUAUAUUGUGAUAAUGGUUGCACAACUUUGUGAAAACUAAAAAUCUACUAAAUUGUGUACUUUGAAAAGGUGAAUUUUAUGGUAUGUGAAUUAUAUAUCAUUAAAAAAAUAUGCUAGCUCUUAAAAUGGUUUAACAUUUUGCUAACAAAAAUAUGCAUGCUUAGACCUUCCCAUGAUGUAAAAGCAUUCUCUCCCAAUAGAAUGCAAAUCCCUAACUCCCUAGUUGCCAGCAUUCACUUCCUUAAAUAAUGAGCAAUGAAGGAAAUGAUAUAUAUGGUUUUGGAAAAUCAUCUCUUUAAGAAGAGGAAUUGAGGUUAGGAGAGGUAUGUCAGAGGCCUUUCUCUAAUGUGCUAGUGACCCAUCCUCACUGAUGACCCUGUUGGUCUGGCUCUCCUACAACCUGGAAGUUCUAGACUCCCAGUGCCUCCCAGACAUCCCCAUGGAAAUGUCUCUAUGAGCCAAAGGAGUCAACACCUGACCCCAUGGUGGGUCAAUGAAGCCUGCUUUUUUGGUUUUUGGUUUUCAGUGGACUGAACCAGUAAGUUAUCCCCAACUGGAGGUUUAAAAUUACUUGGUUCAUACAGGUCCAGUCUCCAAGUAGCCUGUCGAAAAAACUUACAUAAUAGCUGUUAUUUAUUUUAUUAUAUAAGCUAAAAACAUUCCUUUUUGUUAAAUUAAAACAUUUCCAUGUAAUAAUUUUUCUGCUCAAUUUUUAUGAUCAAAGCUUAAAUUCUCUACCUUUUUUUAAAAUGAAAAUUGACCAGAUACCAUCUCUUGUGCAUACAGAUUAUAAUUAGCUAUGACAUCAUUUAGCUUUCAAAAGCAUACCUCCUCUCUGUUGAGGACAUCUCAUUUUUUACUAGUUUUGUCUAUCGAGCAACUCUGCCAUGGAUUCCUGUUCCCUGUUUCCUGUUUUUUGAUCCCAGAAAAAAAAGUUUACAUUUUUGACCAACAAGGGAUGCCUUGCUUCUGGAGAACUGUCACACUGAAUAGUGGUGGGAGUGGUUAUUUUUGUGUCAUGGUGACACCAAGCUUUUGCCACUGCUGUUUGCCAUGGUGGCAUCCAUGGAGUCCAGGUGAGAAAGGGCCUCGUAUCUGUGUGUUGACAGAGAGGACACAUGUUUGGCACAAUGGCACAAAGCUGUGUUAGUAUACAUGUUGCUAUGUUGCCUUUAUUUAUUUUCCCCCAAUGUGUCUCUCUUUAAUCAUCUGACAGUUUGUGUAUAGGAGUACACCUUUGAUACAGAAGUACUAUUGUGGUCUUUGCCUUUGGAUUACAUGGCCAGUACAUCCAAAUUGAUUUGGAAAUUAUAUCAGCACCUCUGAUAGACAAAGCAGUGAUCAUUAUUUGAAUCUAAAUGAAUAUUUUGGCUACAAAAUCCAAAUUAGGUUUAUUAUUCUGCUUAGCAAUCAUGGUUAAAGAAAAGCCAUGUAAAGCUCUUUCAGGCUGCAUUGGUGGGAAAUCAUCAUUAUCAACAAUAUUUAAUUUCAUGAAGGCAUUCUAAAAUUGAAGGCAUAUCUUUGAUAAGAACAAAAAUAUUUAAUGUUUUUAACUUAGACUUGAUUUGAUAUAUUCGCAUAGUCCUAUGCCAGUAACUCAUCAUGACUCAGUGUUUCCUUUUAAAAUAACAAUUAUACUAUACUCCUUUUUUAUGAAUGCUGACACAUUGGAAAAUAUUUUAAUUUCAUCAUGGAAGAGUGUUGUAUAAGGAGAUAUUUUUCACUGUUAACUUUUUAGCCUCAUGUAGUUUCAUAAUUUAUUUUUUCCACUUGCUGCUUUAUAUGACAUAUGUGACAUUUGAUUAUUUGAUACUAAAUGUGAUUUGCAUAAACCCAAGUCACACAAACCUCUUGUGGAAGAUAAAAUUGAGGUUAAAGAUAAAGAUUUAUUUUCGUAUUUGUACAGCAAUCAACUUUAGAGUGAUGGUUUUGUAGGCUUUUAUUGUAUAUGUGUAUAAGAAAUUUCAUGUGUAUAUAUUAAGUAGACCUCUGAGUAUUGAAUAAUUGUUUUAUGAUUUUGAUUUAUAUGGUUUACUUUUUCAGAGUAUUGGCCAUAUUUCAUUUGUGCUGUUUAUUUCUCUCCAAACCAUUAAUAAUUAUACCAUAAAGUGUAAUUUUUAUAGCAAUGCAAAUGUCUAAGGAACUACAAAUAUUUUCUGUAUUGUAAAUUCAAUCAAGUGUGCUUCUUUGGC
Messenger RNA from Manis javanica (Malayan pangolin), 6838 nucleotides. RefSeq names its product RAS and EF-hand domain containing (gene RASEF). The record is from RefSeq and is a predicted model, not a curated record. Gene Ontology annotation, molecular function: GTPase activity; GTP binding; calcium ion binding. Lineage: Eukaryota; Metazoa; Chordata; Mammalia; Pholidota; Manidae.